AUGAGAUUGCUUCUUCAAAUCUCUCUUCUUGCUUUCGUCGCUUAUCAGGCGUGUAAUGCCACUUCGUUUGCUCAUCUACAUGCUUCUAGAAUGAUGAAAAUCAUCAAGGCAGCCAUCAAGACUCGAGACGUGACCACGCUGAUGUUCAUCACCCACAAGAAUAUGACAUACUCGAUGUGCGGAUUUGUUGGAGAUCACGACAAUUUCCAGUCGUUUAUGGAGAAUCAGUUGGAAAAUAUGAUCACUGCCAAGACGCACUUAUUUGGAGAUGAAGCGCAGACGAUUGAGGAAAAUGGUCGAAUCUUCAUCAAAUUCUCGUUCACCAUGGAGACGACCUAUCGGGACCGCGAUCGCAUCGAUGGUCUUGUGACGAUCAUCGCAAUUCAAGACGAACAAAACCCGAAUCAUUUCGAGAUCAUGAAUAUCCAUGAGAAGUGUCGGAUCCUCAAUUCUCGUCAUCGACUCUAUCGCCUCUUUACUUAUACGGAUCUUUAUGAUUACUGA
Caenorhabditis bovis is the source of this 504-nucleotide messenger RNA. NCBI's taxonomy places the organism in Eukaryota, Metazoa, Nematoda, Chromadorea, Rhabditida, Rhabditidae. The record is from the annotation of a GenBank genome assembly.